Messenger RNA from Nannochloropsis gaditana CCMP526, 2283 nucleotides. RefSeq names its product DNA repair protein REV1 (gene REV1). Gene Ontology annotation, molecular function: deoxycytidyl transferase activity; DNA-directed DNA polymerase activity; damaged DNA binding. Gene Ontology annotation, biological process: error-prone translesion synthesis; error-free translesion synthesis. Gene Ontology annotation, cellular component: nucleus. The transcript has a single exon. The annotation marks the transcript as partial. The record is from RefSeq and is a predicted model, not a curated record.
AUGUCUUCAGCCAAGAAGCGCCCCGUGCCCCCCCCCCUUGUUGGGGAGCCCCAUGGGGGUGACUUUGGUGUCUACAUGCAACACAAAAUACAACGUCUCCAUGCCCAACUCAAUGAAAAAAGCGGAGAGGAGGAUGUUCCUAUCAGUCGCAUCUUUGAGGGCAUGGUAUUUUUCAUCAAUGGCUUCACUCCCUUGCCUGUCGAGGAGCUGCGGGCUCUAGUGCACGAGCACGGAGGACACGUUGCUGCCUACGAAACCUCCAAUGUCACACACAUCCUUUGUACAAAUCUUCCACAUGCGAAACUGAAGCAGCGUCGCGCCCAGAAGCUGGCUCGGGGCGCACAUCAGCAGCUACCGGUUAUUCAUCCGGACUACAUCUUGGCGUCAAUCGAACAGGGUCGCCGGCUCCCCCCCGCAGACUUUCUUGUCGAUGGCGUGAAGUACCACCACGGACAAGGUAUUCAGGCAUUCAUGCCUCGAAGAUGCGGAGAUGGAGGUGCUCGUCGAGCCGCCAGUGCGCUUCACGGCCCUGCCCUCGACCUCACGACUGCCUUGGCCACAGAAGGCACUGCUUUCGCCGUCCCUGCGGAUACCCCCGUGUCCAAUGACGACGCAGGUUGGAAUGCCAGUGAAGCACACCAAGAGUUGGAGCGCGCGACUGUCCUUGGGCCUGUGUCGCCGGCGGCCACGGCGGUGGAGGAGACGAGUCAGACCCCCCCGCGCUCUCCUAGCCCCUCCUCCUCUCCCGGGCCGUCCACCGCCCUACCGCACCGUGAAGAAAGGAUGACACCACCGUACCACACUCUUGCCGGCGGCAGCAAGGCCUCGUGGAGCCCCCUAUCACCGCCCUUGCCGUCUCCGUCCACGACUCCCUCCUCUCGAAGCAGACCGACGGGGCGCAGGGCGGAUGGGGGCCAGAACGCCGCGGGCAGUGUCACGGGCGGGCUGCUUUCGACGAAAGAGGAUCCCGAUUUUAUAAAGAAAUACUUCAAGUCCUCUCGCUUACAUUUCAUCGGCAGUUUUCGGGCCCGCAUGCAGGACUUGGCGGCCGAGCAUGCUAGGGCUCGCCGAGCGGCCAGGGCUGUCCAGUCGUCCGAGGCGGGGGAAUCUAAUAUGCGCCAUUGCCAGCGGCGGCUGAUUAUGCACGUAGAUAUGGACUGCUACUUUGUGAGUGCCCUCGUUCGGGACCGGCCGGAAUUGGCGGGAAAACCUGUGGCCGUUGCUCAUGGGGAGGGGCAGGAGCGACACAGCAGCAGCGAGAUCUCCUCGUGCAACUACCCGGCCAGGGCUACUGGCGUGCGGGCAGGAAUGUUCGUCGGCGAGGCCCAGCGGCUCUGUCCCGGGCUAAAGGUGCUGCACUAUGACUUCGAGGUCUACGAACGGGUCUCCCGGGCGAUGUACCAGAUCUUCUUCGAAGAGGCGGAGGUCGUGCAGCCCGUGUCCUGCGACGAGGCCUACUUGGAACUGGCAGCAGGGACGGACCCGGAGGCGGCUGCUCGCCGGGUGCGGAGGCGCUUGAUGGAGGCGACGCGCUGUCCUGCCAGCGCGGGCGUGGGCAGGAACAUGCUCCUGGCGCGGCUGGCCACCAAACACGCCAAGCCCAACGGGCACCACGUCAUGCUCGGCGCGGAGGAGUCGAUGGUGUACCUGGAGAACCUCCCAGUCCGCGAGAUCCCGGGGGUGGGCUGGGAAUCGGACGCCAAGCUUGAGCGUAGAGGUCUGCGGACGUGCGGUCAGUUGUGGGAGGUGCGCCUCCCGCAGUUGCAAUCCUGGUUGGGGCCCAAGACGGGGAGCAUGCUGUACAGGGCCUGCAGGGGGCAGGACGAUCGGCCGGUGGUACCGCAAACCACGCGGAAGUCUGUGGGAGCAGAGGUGAACUGGGGAGUGCGGUUCUCGCAGGAGGAGCAGGUUGAGGUGUUCGUGGACAGGCUGGCGGUCGAGGUCGCGCAGCGCUUGGCCCAGGCAAAAGUGCAGGCCCGACACCUCACCUUCAAGAUCAAGCGGAGCCAGUACGGUCCCAACGAACCGGAAAAGCUCCUGGGCUGUGGUCGCUGCGAUAAUUUGAGCCGAUCGGUGGCCUUGGCCCGGCCCACUGACGGGCCUGCGGACAUUGCCGCGGUCUCUCUCCGGCUUCUGGCCCAGCUUCAAGUCCCGCCCGCCUUGAUCCGAGGGUUGGGCAUCCAGCUUUCGAAUCUGUUGGUGGACGGGCAAGCCGGCGUACCUGACAAGAAGGGCGCUGGAAGUAUGCAGGCCUGGCUUCAGAAGACGGAUGAUCUCAGUGGC